This is a messenger RNA of Dimorphilus gyrociliatus, 1436 nucleotides long. The record is from the annotation of a GenBank genome assembly. Lineage: Eukaryota; Metazoa; Annelida; Polychaeta; Dinophilidae.
AUGACGUAGACAAAUUUCGUUUUCUUGAACGCCGGAAUCAUGACGAGCAAUAAGGUAAGCACAAUAUUUCUCUUUAAUUUCAUUAUAUACUAAUGAAUUUUAUAUAAAAACGACAUAUGUUUACGUCAUAUAUUACGAUUGACCGUAGAGAAAUAAUUUAAUUUACAUUGAUGCUUCUCAUCAGAGAGUGGUUUUCUUUGUUUCGUACAAAACCUUAAUUCGUUUUAUCAUAGAUGGAAGUUGAUGAUGUUCCGGCCACAGACGGUCUAAAAAAGUACUAUAUCUCCAAAAUGGAUGAGAUGAACAGAGAACUAUCAGAUAGAACACACAAUGUUAGAAGAUUGGAGGCUCAAAGGAAUGAAUUAAACGCUAGAGUUCGUUUGCUUAGGGAAGAAUUAGGUCUUUUACACGAACAAGGAUCUUACGUAGGAGAAGUUGUUAGGCCAAUGGAUAAAAGUAAAGUACUUGUAAAGGUUCAUCCUGAGGGAAAAUUUGUCGUCGAUGUUGAUAAGUCAAUCAACAUACCCUCAUUGACGGCUGGUGCUCGCGUAGCCCUCCGCAACGACUCUUAUACUUUACACAAAGUAUUACCAAGCAAAGUUGAUCCUCUUGUAAGCUUAAUGAUGGUGGAAAAAGUUCCUGACUCUACUUAUGAACUUGUUGGUGGUUUGGAUAAACAAAUAAAAGAAAUAAAAGAAGUUAUUGAAUUGCCCGUAAAACAUCCAGAGUUAUUUGAAGCUCUGGGUAUAGCUCAGCCUAAAGGUGUUUUACUUUACGGUCCUCCUGGAACUGGUAAAACCCUGCUGGCCAGAGCUGUAGCUCAUCACACCGAUUGUACAUUCAUUAGGGUUUCGGGUUCUGAACUCGUUCAAAAGUUUAUUGGUGAAGGAUCGAGGAUGGUUCGAGAACUCUUUGUAAUGGCCAGAGAACAUGCGCCCUCAAUCAUUUUUAUGGACGAAAUCGAUUCCAUAGGCUCCACGAGAAUCGAGAGUGGCAGUUCAGGCGGUGGUGAUAGUGAAGUUCAAAGAACCAUGCUUGAACUUCUUAAUCAGUUAGAUGGUUUUGAACCAAAACAAAAUAUCAAGGUUAUAAUGGCAACAAACAGAAUUGAUAUAUUAGAUUCAGCUUUACUUCGUCCAGGAAGAAUUGACAGAAAGAUCGAGUUUCCUGCUCCAAACGAACAGGCUAGAUUAGAUAUUCUACGAAUUCAUUCAAGACGAAUGAAUUUGACACGAGGUAUAAAUUUACGAAGAAUCGCAGAACUCAUGCCGGGAGCAUCAGGAGCUGAGGUUAAGGGUGUAUGUACUGAAGCUGGAAUGUAUGCCCUUAGAGAGAGACGGGUACACGUGACCCAGGAUGACUUUGAGCUAGCCGUAGCUAAGAUUAUGCAAAAAGACUCGGAGAAAAAUAUGUCCAUCAAGAAACUGUGGAAGUAA